AUGAAAAUAACAAAGAUGGCUGAAGAACAGGAGGUGAUCCAAAUAGAGCUUCUAUGUAAACAGCUCUAUGAAUCUCAAGAUCAGGCUCUGAGGGAUCGAGCUGAGAUUGCUGUAGUCGUAUUUCAGGAAUCCCCGGACACUUUAAGCAAAUGUCAAGCACUCCUCGAAAGAGCGGACUCGAGUUAUUCUCAGCUGCUAGCGGCUACGACACUAUCGAAGCUUGUAAGCAGGUCAACGACCAGUCUGUCCGUCCAGCAACGGUUGUAUAUACGCAAUUAUAUACUCAAUUACCUCGCAACGAGGCCGAAACUUGCAAAUUUUGUUGUACAGGCGCUUGUAUCACUGUUUGCGAGGAUCACUAAACUGGGAUGGUUCGAUAUGGUCAAAGAGGAGCUGGUCUUCCACAGUGUCAUGAACGAUGUAUCCAGUUUCUUGCAGGGUCCAGCGGAAAUGUGCACGAUCGGAGUACAGUUGCUUUCGCAGCUGGUGGUCGAAAUGAACCAGGUGUCGGAGGCCGACGCCAGCAGAUCCCUCGCCAAGCACAGGAAGAUCGCCUCGUCGUUCAGGGACACGCAGCUGUUCGAGACGUUCCGGCUGGCGUGCUCGCUGCUGGGCGCGGCGCGCGGGGAGGCGCUGGGCGCGCAGCCCGCGCUGCUGGCGGCGCUGCUGCGCCUGGCGCACAACUGCCUCACCUUCGACUUCAUCGGCACCACGAGCGACGAGUCCUCGGACGACCUGUGCACCGUGCAGAUCCCCACGUCGUGGCGGCCCACGUUCCUGGAGGCGGGCACGCUGGAGCUGUUCUUCUCGCUGUACCACGGCGGCGGGGCGGGCGCGCCGGCGCUGGCGCUGGCCUGCCUCGUGCAGCUGGCCUCCGUGCGCCGCUCGCUCUUCUGCAACAGCGAGCGCGCCAAGUUCCUCAACCGCCUCGCCGCCGGCGUCAUGCGCAUCCUGGAGGACACGCAGGGGCUAACCGACGCGACUAACUACCAUGAGUUCUGUCGUCUGCUGGCGCGACUUAAGUCCAAUUAUCAGCUCGGAGAACUGGUGAUGGUCGAGAACUACCCGAGGCUCAUAGAAUUAGUUGCAAAAUUCACCGUACAAAGUUUACAGAUGUGGCAGUUCGCGCCCAACUCGGUGCACUACCUGCUGUCGCUGUGGCAGCGCAUGGUGGCGUCGGUGCCGUACGUGAAGGCGUCGGAGCCGCACCUGCUGGACGCCUACGCGCCCGGCGUCACGGCCGCCUACGUCGCCUCGCGCCUCGACUCCGUGCCCAUCCUCGUCAGAGAAGGUCUCGAGGACCCCCUGGACGAGAUCGGCACGGUGCAGCAGCAGCUGGAGCAGGUGUCGGUGAUCGGUCGCUGCGAGUACGCCAAGACGUGCCAGCUGCUGGUGGCGCACUUCGACCGCGCCGCCGCCGCCUACAGCGUGGAGACCAACCCGCAGCAGCUGCUCGUGCUGCAGGGUCAGCUGACGUGGCUGGUGUACAUCAUCGGAGCCGCCAUCGGGGGCCGCGCCUCAGUCAACACGAGCGACGAGAACGACGCCAUGGACGGGGAGCUCGUGUGUCGCGUGCUGCGGCUCAUGGACCUCACGGACUCCAGGCUCGCCUCGGGUGGUUGCGAAAAACUGGAGCUCGCUAUGAUGUCGUUCUUCGAAGCGUUCCGUAAGAUAUAUGUCGGCGAGCAAGUACAGAAGAACAGCAAGGUGUACGGGCGUCUGAGCGAAGUGCUCGGGCUGAACGAUGAGAGUCAGCUGUUGAGUGUCAUCAUGAGGAAGAUAAUAACAAACCUUAAGUACUGGGGAGGUUCGGAAGCUAUCAUAUCGAAGACCCUCUCGCUCCUGAGCGACCUCAGCGGCGGGUACUCCUGUGUGAGGAAACUAGUCAAGUUGGAAGAGGUCCAGUUUAUGCUGACGCAUCACACGGCCGAGCACUUCCCGUUCCUGGGCGUGGGCGUGGGCACGGCGGAGAUGCGGUGCCGCAGCCGCCUGUACAACGCGCUGGGCCGCCUGCUCAUGGUGGAGCUGGGCGAGGACGAGGACCGCUUCCACGCCUUCAUGAUGCCGCUCACCGCGGCGUUCGAGAGCCUGCUGGUGCUGCUGGGCCCGGGAGACAACGUGUACGCGUCAGAGGACGCCAAGAAGACGUACAUCGGGCUCGCUAGAGACCUCCGCGGGCUGGCGUUCGCGUUCAACACUAAGACGACCUACAUGAUGCUCUUCGAUUGGAUCUACCCGGUGUACCUGAAGCUGGUGCUACGCGGGGUGGAGCUGUGGUACACGGAGCCCGCGCUGACAACUCCGGCGCUGAAGCUGGCGGCCGAGCUGGCGCAGAACAGAAACCAGCGUCUCCAGUUCGACGUCAGUUCGCCCAACGGCAUCCUACUCUUCAGGGAGCUCUCCAACAUUAUAUGUGCAUAUGGUAGCAGAAUAUUGACAGUCGACGUGAAUAAAAAGCAAAUGUACGCGAUGAAGCUGAAGGGCAUAUCGCUGUGCUUCACGAUACUCAAGGCGGCUCUGUGCGGGAACUACGCUAACUUCGGCGUGUUCAGAUUAUACGGAGACGAAGCGCUAGACAACGCUUUGAACAUGUUCGCGAAGUUACUAUUAAGUAUACCGCAGAGCGAUUUAUUGGACUACCCGAAGCUGUCGCAGACGUACUACGUGCUGCUGGAGCGGCUGGCGCAGGACCACAUGCCGUUCCUGGCAUCGCUGCAGCCCGACGUCACGCUCUACAUCCUCGCCUCCAUCUCCGAGGGACUCACGGCGCUCGAUACAAGCGUGUGUACGGGAUGCUGCGCGACGCUGGACCACAUCGUGACGUAUCUCUUCAAGCAGCUCGUACAGAAGUCGAGUAAUAAGGUGCCGAACCCGAGACAGCCGCCCCCGGAGACGAGCAACAUGUUCAUCGAGGUGUUACAGCGACGGCCCGAGAUCAUGCAGCAGCUGCUGGCCACUGUGCUGAAUGUGGUGAUGUUCGAGGAGCGCUGCAACCAGUGGUCCAUGUCGCGGCCGCUGCUGGGGCUGGUGCUGCUGAACGAGGAGCACUUCGGACGCCUCCGAGCAGAGCUGAUCGCGCAGCAGCCGCGAGACAAGCAGGCGCAGCUCGCGCACUGGUUCAACGGACUCAUGCAGGGUAUCGAGAGGAAUCUGCUCUCUAAGAACCGCGACCGAUUCACGCAGAACCUGUCGAUGUUCAGGCGGGAUAUAAACGAUUUAUUAAAGGGCAGUUCCGUCACGACGUCGUCGGUGAACGACAUGAUGACGUCGUAACCAACACAGAUUAUUUCGCAUGCGUGGUGAUCGCGACGAAACUGAUACAGCCUUAAGGCUUAGCACAACACUAGUGCACAAUAUUGUGAUGUUCGUGCCAAAAUGUGGUAUUUGAAUUGUCGUUCUUAUUUUUGAAACAGAUAAAUAAUGAUGGCUGUAUAUUUAUUUACCGUUGCGUUGUUUGUUUUUUUAA
This is a messenger RNA of Vanessa atalanta (red admiral), 3466 nucleotides long. It is a transcript of the gene Ranbp16, whose product is annotated as exportin-7-A. NCBI's taxonomy places the organism in Eukaryota, Metazoa, Arthropoda, Insecta, Lepidoptera, Nymphalidae. Gene Ontology annotation, biological process: protein export from nucleus. The record is from RefSeq and is a predicted model, not a curated record. The transcript is spliced from 23 exons. Bases 1 to 3273 code for a protein of 1090 amino acids. Gene Ontology annotation, molecular function: nuclear export signal receptor activity; small GTPase binding. Gene Ontology annotation, cellular component: nuclear pore; cytoplasm.